Molecule: messenger RNA, 1158 nt
Organism: Eutrema salsugineum
Lineage: Eukaryota; Viridiplantae; Streptophyta; Magnoliopsida; Brassicales; Brassicaceae
Product: F-box/kelch-repeat protein At4g38940
Exons: 2
Coding region: 1-1158 (385 amino acids)
Molecular function (GO): protein binding
Source: RefSeq, a predicted model, not a curated record
AUGCCGAAGAUAGAUAAGAGCGGCCGAUUAAGCAGCACUCGAGCCGCCCGCGAAAACUCGCUCUCUAGGGUUUUGCGUUUCUCUCGCCAAAAUCUACACAUGUCUUUUGAAAUUAGGGCAAAGAAGAAGCAAUCGUCGUCUCUGAUUACGUCACUUCCCGAAGACGUCAUCAUUGACAUCUUAGCGCGUGUUCCCAGAGGCGACUAUCCAAAACUCUCCCUGGUCUCGAAACACUUCCGAUCCCUCGUUGAAUCCUCUGAGAUAUACGCGAGACGAUCCUUGUUAGGCUGCACCGAACAUUGUCUCUAUGCUGUCAUCUUUAACGAAGAAACAUGGGAUUACGAAUGGUAUAUUCUCCGCCGGAAAGUCAACGGCAAUCGCCACUUGGUCCCUAUCCCUUCGCUUCCCGAUAUUCCUCGGGGUGUCAGCUUUGUUCGGGUGGGUUCGAAGAUAUAUGUGUUUGGUGGGUCUGAUCAGAACUAUAUUGCGUUAAGCAUCGAUUGCAGAUCUCACACGAUGCAAACCCUCCCCAGCAUGCCUAUGCCCAUCUCUUAUACAAUCGCUAACAUCAUCGACGGGAGAAUCUACGUAAUUGGAAAUUUUGACUUCUUGAAGGUGAUGGUGGUGUUCAAUACAGCAACACAAAUGUGGGAGCCUGAGAUUAUAAAGGUAGACAUUGAGCUAGGUAACACGUGGCGUGGUUCUGUGGUGAUGGCUGAAAAGAUGUACACGAGGGAUUAUGGUUACAGCUUUGUUUACGACCCAAAGAAGAGUAAAUGGGAUAAGGACGAGGUGUUGAAUUCUAAGAAGUGGAAGCAUGCGUGUGUAGUUGAUGACGUAUUGUACUACUACGAUGGGGAGGAGAACGAGAUAAGAGCGUAUGAUCCAAAGCAAAAGUAUUGGAGAGUUGUGAAAGGUUUGGAAGAGUUUUUGCCUGAGACGGCAAGAUAUUCAAGGUGGUCAAAUACUGUGGAUUACGAUGGGAAACUGGUUUUGUUUCUCACUAAAUGUGAAGAAAAAACAUGUGAGAUUAGGUGUGCGGAGAUUUCGCUGGAAAGACAUCAAAGAAAAGAGAUUUGGGGUAAAGUUGCGUGGUUUGAUCAAGUUUUGACUUCUGGGAAUUUGAGUCUUGUGAAACCUCUAGCUGUAAUGGUUUGA